AGGUAUUGAAUGUAAUAAUGGCUGCAAUAAGUUUGCUGCCUGGCGGUCUUACAUUUUGUGGGAAUAUUUAGUUAUUUAUCAUCAAACAUCCUGAAUUUUGAAUAUAUUUGGAGUGGGACUGAUUGUAUUUCUUUAAACCAAAUUAGAACAUCGGAAGAGCUACCACUGAUUGAAGUUGUCACACUGGGAAUUCUAACUGUUUACAUGUGUCCACGCGUAAAGGUAGCCAGUUCAUAUUGUACGGAUGCUACGACGGACAGGAUGGCUGUCUUUGCUGUCAAUAGAGCUCAGCGACAGCUGGUCGAGUUGUAUCGGCCGGAGAUUGAGCAAAAGUUCCGGGUUGGUGUUCAGCUAAGCACGUACGCCGAUCCCACGGCGGACGAAGGAGGAAACUCCGGGGGGCGAAUCGCUCCCGUGCACGGCGGUGGUUUGUUGGACAUGUCAGAUGGCGGGCAAAUUUUGCAAGAAUCUCAACAGAUGUGGGUGGAAAUUGCCGGGGAUUCAUCAGUUGCUGUUAAAGCAAAGGAAUACAUUCUGUCUCUUUGUGAUCGUGGAACAGUGCCUUCAAAGACCAUGGGUCGACCGCAAGACAGAAUGACGAUCACCGAACGGCUUCCGUACGGAUUCGGCGACCUCCUGCACGGGCAUCUCGACAAGAUCUCGACGGAGACUAAUACGAGAAUCGAGCGCGUCGGCAGAACGGACGAACUAAUUCUAAACGGAGACGAAACGCAUAUUGCAAUGGCGUUAUCACUUAUCGAGAAUGAGUGUAGCAAAUUACGGCAGGAGCAGAGUCAGAACUCAUACGGGAUGAUACAAAGAACAUCGUCUAAGGAUGAUUCACCUAGAAACAGACUGCAGGACGAGGGAAACGAUGUGUACAUUCCUUUGGUUGAAACGGAUUCACAAAACAGAACUCUAGAGGUGCGGACAAACAAACCAACCGAGCUGAUGAGUAACCAAUCGGAGAGGACUCAUGAGGAACCUGUUAAACUCAUCGCUCACAGUAUUAACGUCCACGCCUCGGACGUCCAACCUCUAAAUCCCCAACGUCAAGACCAGAAAAACAAUAGCCUCGUCAGCAGUAUGCAGAAACUGGGGUACCCCAAGGAGCAAGUAGAUAUUAUUUUGAGACAGUUGGGCCCCGAUGCGGACCACAACGACGUCUUGUGGGCUCUGGUGAACCAGAACUCCUCGAAGACGGAGUUUGCCGAUGUUGUCGAUACCAAAGAGGAGGCUGAGAUCAGAAGAGACAUGAGUGACGGAAUUCCUUCGGAGGAGACUGCGGACGAGUCGGACAAUCUCAGACCAAUUAUUAUCGACGGAAGCAAUGUGGCGAUGAGUUUCGGUAAUAAGGUGGUUUUUGCCUGCAAGGGUAUCGAAGUUGCUGUGAAGUGGUUUUGCGACAGGGGUCACAAAAAGAUACACGUCUUUGUUCCCAAUUGGCGGAAAGAAGCAUCGAAACCCGAGACCCCAAUAACAGACCAAGACAUCCUGACUAGAUUGGAGCAACAGAAAUUCCUAACGUGGACGCCAUCUCGUCGUAGUGGCGGGCGACGCAUUGUCUGCUACGACGAUCGCUACAUCCUUCGCACUGCCGUAGAAGAGGACGGAAUUAUCGUCUCCAACGACAACUUCCGAGACAUUCAGAACGAGAAACCAGAGUGGAGGAAAGUUAUCGAGGAACGGCUGUUGAUGUACGCCUUUGUGAGUGACAGGUUUAUGCCCCCCGAUGACCCUCUCGGUAGAUACGGCCCUAGCCUGGACAACUUCCUCCGCAUGAAACCAACAAUGCCGGACCACCUUCCCCAGGCUUGCCCCUACGGCAAGAAGUGCACCUAUGGCAACAAGUGCAAGUAUUACCACUCGGACCGCCCAAACCGACCAAUGAAAUCCAUCAGCGAGACCUUGAAAGAGCACGACAAAAAGCGCAAGGAAGCAGCGAAACUGAACAAUGAGCGCAGCAACAGCCCGAGAUUUACCGCCGCAUCCACGGCGCCCAUCCCUGGUUACCGGCCCCCGGAGGAUGUGACCACCACACACGACUGGCAAACCGCCCCGCUACCCGGAGCAAACACGCAAUGGAGCCCCCAGCGCAAGAGCGUCGUCUCCGAUUCAAUCACGUCGCCGGUAUCGACAAAGUCUAGCUCCCCGCAUCAUUCAUAUGCAAAAGAACCAACACCCCAAGCACCCUACCAAAGGGAUGAGGUAUACUUGGGACAAGACCAACAGCGGUAUCAUCAGAACAUAGGAGGACAUCAGUCCCUUAGUCAGGUGUCUCCACGGCAUCUUAACACCCCACCAUUAGGGAGAGCGGGACAUACCUCCCCGUUACCCAACUACACGUCAAACUCUCAGAGAGCCAACCAGCAAGGCAUGUACACGGUGCCGCUCCAAAGUUACUUCACUCUCAAUCAGCCGGAGAGGGGGUACGCGCAGUUUGAGGAAUCACACAACAGCAAUAGAUUGUCCAUGCCAGCAACUAUGUACGGGUCGGGUGAAUCACUGGGUGUUACUCCCUCUGGAAUCAAUGUUGAGAGGCGACCGUCUCAUGAGCUAGUUUCAGGUUUCCAGAGGCUCGGCAUGCAAGAUCCUCAAAGUGGAAUCCAUUUGCCGCAGGAGCCCCAACAUAGCUUCAAUAAUUACAGGCAACCACAGUACCAUAGUGGGGAACAGUUCCCAGGGCAGAUGCAGCAGCCAUCCCACCCUGCCGACUACAACCAGGGUACAACACAACCCCUGCCUUACCCUUCAAGGCACCGAUCCUCCCCGAUGUCGUCCGACCAGAGGAUGUUCUCCCCACCCAGGCGUUCCGUUUCACAAGGGUACCCCUCCCACAGCGAGCCCAGUCACCAGAACUACCAGCCCUCGCCCCAACCCAUGACACGAGGGCCGUACAGACCCGCUGAGCCUGCUAAGAUAACCUCAUCGGAGGAACAAGGGAGGCAGAAUAUUCUUCACCAUAUGUCGGGUAUCUUCGGGGCGAAGAAAGUGGAGGCGGUGAUGAGAAGGCAUCCGACUGAGACAAACCCACAGAAGCUGGUUAUAUAUUUGUCCACUAAUACAUAGGGAAGUGGAGACGUGGAUUUGAUAGUUGCCAAAGACGUUGGUCAGAUAAUUGAUCACUAACACAUUUAGAGGUGGAUUACUGAAGUGGUUUUGACGUGCCUUUAUAAGAUAUAACUGUGUGCACUCAUUAAUGCUAUCACAUGCUGAAAAAUAGGUGUUUGGAAAAGCUGCCGACAUCGGUAUCACUGAAGUGGAUGUGUGUCCACUGUUAAAUAUAUAAGUAUGUCCACUAAAGUGGACAGGUUGCUAUUUCAAGUACAUGUAUAUUCACUAUAAAUGCUUGCAUUCUGACAUGUCUAAAAACCAUGUUGUAAGUGGAAAUGUAACCUUUUGAUACAAGUAUACCCACUAAUGCUAGCAUGCUGAAAACCAAAUUAGUGGAAAGGUUGCUAUUUGAUGUAAAUCCCACAUGUUGAUGAAAACCAUGUAAGAGGAAAGGUUACUAUCCACUAAUGCUAUGCUGAAAAUCUUGUUAGUGGAAAGGUUCCUAAUUGAUAGAAGUAUAUCCACUAAAGCUAGCAUUGAAAUCCUUGUGGAAAGGUCCCUUGUUGAUAUAAAUAUAUCCACUACUGCUAGCAUGCUGAAAACCAGUCAAGUGGACAGGUUGCUAUUUGAUAUCAACCAACUGAAAACCUUGUGGAAAGGUUCUUUAUUCAUAGAAAUAUAUCCACUACUGCUAGCACGCUGAAAACCAGUCAAGUGGACAGGUUGCUAUUUGAUAUCAACCAACUGAAAACCUUGUGGAAAGGUUCUUCAUUCAUAGAAAUAUAUCCACUACUGCUAGCACGCUGAAAACCAGUCAAGUGGACAGGUUGCUAUUUGAUAUCAACCAAUGCUAUACUGAAAACCUUGUGGAAAGGUCCUUAUCAUAGAAAUAUAUCCACUAAGUUGACUAAUGCUAGCGUGCUGAAACAAUGGAAGUGGAAAGGUCAAUAUUUGUUAUUUAAACAGUUGCUACAAUACAGAAAGUGUUUUGUUUGUUUAAGAAUAGAAUUUCAAAGCAUUUCACAAACUAAUAUCGCUUUCGGUUAGAUCUAUUUUGACUUGAACUUUGCAUCUGGUAAGUCAAAACCUUUGAUUGUGGAGCAAAAGGAAAUUAUAAAACAAUUAGUUCCAGGUUUGUUAUGAGUGAAAAGAGAAAAAGUUUUUAUUAACGUGAUAGGAUUUUUGUUAUCCAUUGUCAUAGAUUUAUUUGAAUGCUAUGAAAUCAUUUUGUAAUUUUUAUCAGGGUGGUCAGGUUGGCGUAGUGGUAUCUUUCCUUGCCUUCCACCUCUGGGACUCUGGUUCGAAUCCCGCCGGGGGCACUAUGUGGUUUGGGUUUGUAGUUCCUACCUGACUGCGGUGGUUUUCCCACGAAUAACUCUGUGAGGUUUUCCUCCCACAUCUAAAAAUGAAACUUCCCUUCUUGUUUUCUACCCCGGUCAAGUUACUGAACAGGCUUUGACAAGAACUAUCUGUAGAUGUAGUUUUGAUAUUUCUUCAUCUAUAAAGUUGAAGGUAAAAUGGAUUUUAAAUCAACAUUUAAAAUUUCAAAGAAAAUUAAAUUUAAAAGGGUAAAGACGAGACCUUACAAAGGUCAAUUAAUGUCAAAUAUUUAUGAGUGGUGUUGGAGAUAAUGUAACACGAACGUUAUAAAAUAAAGGGUUCGAACUGCCUCUAGCUACCGGGCGAUCUCAGUGGUCUAGUUGGUAAGACACUGCUCUAGAAUUGCAAGGGU
Messenger RNA from Asterias rubens (European starfish), 4786 nucleotides. Its product is annotated as probable ribonuclease ZC3H12C. Gene Ontology annotation, cellular component: cytoplasmic ribonucleoprotein granule; nucleus. The transcript is spliced from 8 exons. Gene Ontology annotation, molecular function: mRNA binding; RNA endonuclease activity. The record is from RefSeq and is a predicted model, not a curated record. Bases 205 to 3069 code for a protein of 954 amino acids. NCBI's taxonomy places the organism in Eukaryota, Metazoa, Echinodermata, Asteroidea, Forcipulatida, Asteriidae.